AAGAUAUUGAAUGCAUUGAAAAUAAGUGCCAAUCAUUGCGGAGAAUAUUCCUGAGAAGCGACUAUAAAAUGAUUAAUUUGUCGCUAAUAUAAUAGUAUUACUUUUUGAUGCCAUAAUAGCUUACAAGACAUGUAUUAUUCUUUGUUAUACACGCUAUUCAUGUGUUUGUGGUGUUUGUGUCCGAUCGUGUGGGCACAACAUGGAUCACCACCAUUAGAUCAAAACGCUGUACACUCUGUGCCAUUAGACUACCAGCCCAUUGACGCCUAUCCCAACCAUAAUUCUCGUGCCAAACGCUCAUCUGAUCCCCGACCCAAACGGUUGCCAUCGGGUGAUGGCUAUCACCAAACUCCUGAUCCAAUGAUCGUCGACUUCCAGACAGAACUUUAUCGACAAAACAAGUCGACGAGUGUUGAGUGCCAUUGGGCUGCCGUUUGGAAAUGUGGCCAUCGAUUCAUAAGAGCCCACAAAUUCCUAGACUUAAUCGGGAGUCGAGAUUCAUUUGAUCCCAAAUGUGCCCUCAGAUCAGCAUUCUUCGUAUGUCUGAAGACCUCGAAAGCUAAGUACUGUCACAAACAUACACAACAAAGCCAUACGAAAAAGUUUCGCAAACGACUGGCCGAUACCCUGUGGUCCACCCGCGCCUGUCUUGUCGGCAACAAAAACAGCGUUAUUUCCUAUUGAAUGAAUGGGACAGCCUUUCUUCACUACACUUCAUAAGCCAUACUAUAAUUUCCAAUCCAUUCCAUUAGUACCAUUCCAUAGUCCGAAACGGCUGGUGACACACGAUCUGGGAAACAGUAGGGGCACAGUAUUGUGAGAGAAAUUGCCUAAGAUACUGAUUGUGCCAAAGUUCAAACUAAAUUCAACCUAUAUGUGCCCUAAAUGUCUGUCCCAAUGUAUAAUUGAUACUUAAUUAUCGGUAUUUUUAUAUAUUAUAUGUUUUAAAUUUCUAGUUACUAUUAUUAUAACACUAUAAAACCUCACUAUAUUUACAGCUAUUGUAUAAUCAAUUUAAUCACUGAUUAAUAUUUGCAAUUUCGACAUUUAUUUGCAAUAAAAUUGUUUCAACUGUUUUGCAAC
Molecule: messenger RNA, 1083 nt
Organism: Oppiella nova
Lineage: Eukaryota; Metazoa; Arthropoda; Arachnida; Sarcoptiformes; Oppiidae
Source: the annotation of a GenBank genome assembly